Molecule: messenger RNA, 2582 nt
Organism: Brassica napus (rape)
Lineage: Eukaryota; Viridiplantae; Streptophyta; Magnoliopsida; Brassicales; Brassicaceae
Exons: 4
Coding region: 411-2396 (661 amino acids)
Source: RefSeq, a predicted model, not a curated record
AGACAGACGCAAAAAAUAGAAACGCGAAAACCCCCCCAAAUCGGUGGAAUCAGCGUUUGAAGAUAUUUUUCGCCGCUGUAAUCUGGAUAACUGAAACCACCACCACACUACUGGCUCUUCUUCGUGUGUUCAUGGUCAUUCAUCGCAAACCCUAGAUCGGAAAUACUCGCCGUAAAAACUUUUGACUGCUGAAACUCAGUUUGGGUGAAUCCUAGGGUUCUUCUUAUUGAUGAAGAACUCAAGUGUAUUGACACCGUUAAACCUCACCGUGAUGUUUCCAUUUCACUCAACGGAAUCGAACAAGCUGAUCCAAUAAUCUCCCGAUUCGGUAGCAGGGGAGGUUAGAUCUUUGCCGAAUCGUGAACUCGAGAUCCAUCGUGAUUACUUGAACCAGAGCUAUUAUUUUUAAGAUGCAUGGUAGUAGACAACGCAGUUUCGGGAAUGGCUAUAGAUCUGGCUCUCGAAUUUCACCUGAACGUCCUAUGAGAGGACGUGGCUUCUAUGCCUCGGACCACCACCAGCAGCACCGUGGGUUUAACCGUGGAUACGGACGAGGGAGAGGACGUUCUAAAUCGUAUCAGAAUCAGCUUCCUCCUCCUCCUCUCCCUCCUCCACCUGUUCAACGCCGAAGUGGUGGUGGUGGCGGCGGGGACGUUUUCAUGGAGGCAGGUCGUUUAGCAGCAGAGUACUUGGUUACUCAGGGUGUUUUACCAGAAACUGCUCUUUCCAGCAAGGGGCAGAAUGGUAAUUUCAGGAAGUUUCAGAGUUCUAAAGAAGCAGCAGCUCCUGGUGGAGAUAGAAGGAGGUUUGUUGAUGGUUAUAACUCAGCUGGAUCCAGAAGGAGGUCUAACCGUUACGACUCGGAUUUUGACAGGAGCGGGUCUUGGUCUGAGAGGAGUAAAGCUUAUGAAGACUCUGUGUCUGAGCAUCGAGAGGAGCAGCCACUUGCGGAAGAUAUUGCUAGCUCCGUUCAGAGGUCAACAACCUCUGGUGAGUUUAUGAGGAAGCGUGAAGGAGCUGGUGAUUCCGAGUCUGUGUUGGACAAGUACAGUCUCCAGGAUGAGGCGCAGAGUAAGACAGGUUCCUCCAGUGCUGGGAAAGAAGUUGUGCAUGAUUGUGAAAUCUCGAAAGUGUCGGAAGGUUCUUCUAGCUUGAGUGCUGGUUCCGGGGAGAUUAAGGGUAGGACUGGUGGAGAAAAUGAGAGGCAGACUGAUAUGGAAGAUGCGCCGGUUCUUCAACAUUGUGAGGAUGCAUCUAUUAAUGACCAUUGUGGUGGUGAUGAAUCAUUCACGGAGAGUGGUAUUGAUUUGGCAACACUGUGUAAGUUUGAGAAGGUGCCUACGAGGACACGCUCUUCCCUGACUGCUAAAGGCCCCAAGCUUUCUUUGAGUCAAAAUAACAAAGAAACCUCUCAUGUUCUUGGACUUCUAGAAGAACACCAAACCGAAAAGCAAUCUGAGACUCAAGGCCAGUCAUCUGGAUUUGUUAACGACCAUGUUGAAGAUUUGCCUCUUGUUCAAUUUGUUGAGAACAGUAAAUGCAACAGGUCUAACUCUUUCCCCAAUAGCAUUCUCAGGGAAAGUAGUGAGAAAGAAGCAGGACUAGACUUGCCUAGCAUCCACAGAUCACAUUCGUUGGGGAAAGGAGGCGAGAAACGGGCUGCUGAAGACAGUGGCAUGGAGGAAGGAGCAAAACGACAGAGAAACUGGGUCCCUGUGCCAGCUUCUGAAACCAAUGAACACUUCAACGUAUUGAAAACAAGCGAACUCCAAUGUGGUCCUGAAGGAAAUGAGAAGACAAGCUCGUUCAGCAGGAGACUGAUUGACUUGGGUCCCGGGUAUGCAGAAGAGCAUCAGCUAUUUCCUGCUUCGUUUAAGAUCUGUGACCUAAACCUAGGGGGAGGAUCGGAUGGUGCGAAUGAUGGCAAAAGGGAAUCUAGCCAACCUGUUGGUUUUGAUCUCUCAAUGAGCAGUUCUAGCAAGUCUCUUGACUUCAGUACUAGUACUCGGGUGAGCAAUGGUAAAGAGAUAGAAGUGAUUGAUCUGGACAAUGAUGAUACUCCUGAUGUGGUCAAGUCCAGCAACAAUCCCGGGAGAAAACAAGAAGCUGGGGCAUAUAUGGGCAUCAAUGACGUUCCAGACUACAAUGAAGGGCUCAUGAUGGUAGAGUAUCUUGAUUCAUUCGGAAACAUUCCUGCAAUAAACCCAGGAAUCAGUACUAGUGUGCCACAGAAUAACGAUGUUGUCGUUCAAGACAGAGAGGGAGCUCUUGGAAAUGACCAAGCACCAAAUAAUACAGACGACGAUUCCAUAUUCAUGUCGCUCGGAGAAAUACCUUUGACAUUUUUGCAAACUUGGGACCAACCUCCAGCUCGAGGCUACGAGAAGCCUUUCUGAUACGCCCUUCUUUCUUCUACUAGUAUUACUAUUAAGCCGCUGUCUGUGUAGCCAUCUCGUUUGGUGCUAAUCCCUCUGAGAUGUAAAAGAUUCAAAAGACUUUUGUGUUUGUGUGUGUGUUUAUGAUUGUACCCUUGUAAUUCUCUGUUUAUUAUUAUUAUCCAUGCGUCUCCCAUGUUUUAGGUA